Molecule: messenger RNA, 2330 nt
Organism: Sphaerodactylus townsendi
Lineage: Eukaryota; Metazoa; Chordata; Lepidosauria; Squamata; Sphaerodactylidae
Product: zinc finger protein 675-like
Exons: 2
Coding region: 25-699 (224 amino acids)
Biological process (GO): regulation of transcription by RNA polymerase II
Cellular component (GO): nucleus
Molecular function (GO): RNA polymerase II cis-regulatory region sequence-specific DNA binding; DNA-binding transcription activator activity, RNA polymerase II-specific
Source: RefSeq, a predicted model, not a curated record
UUCACGGGAAGAAAUACAUCCUGAAUGCCAGGGUGUGGAAAAGGCAACCAGACAGAGCCAAAGUCUUACUUCACAUCAGAGAGAGUUCACAGAGAAACCUUACAAAUGUCAGGAGUGUGGAAAAAGACUUUGGGAGUAGUGGACACCCUCACUUCCCAUCCAACCCAAAGAAUUCAUACAGGGGAGAAACCAUAUAAAUGCCCAGAGUGUGGGAAAGACUUCAGUCGGAAAGAAAAUCUUAUUUCUCAUCAAAAAUUUCACUUUGUGGAGAAACCCUAUAAAUGUCCAGAAUGUGGCAAACACUUUCGUGACAGUGAAAACCUCACCUCCCAUCGAAGAGUUCACAUAGGGGAGAAACCAUACAAAUGCCUGGAGUGUGGAAAAGGGUUCAAUCAGAGUGUAUAUCUAACUUCCCAUCAAAGAGUUCACACAGGGGAGAAACCAUAUAAAUGCCCGGUGUGUGGAAAAGACUUUCGUAACAAAUCAGAACUUACUUCCCAUCAAAGAAUUCACACAGGGGAGAAACUGUACAAAUGCCUGGAGUGUGGAGUAGCCUUCAAGCACAGUGCCAGCCUCACUUCCCAUCAAAGACGUCACACGGGGGAGAAACCAUAUCAAUGCCUGGAAUGUGGGAAAGACUUCAGUAGGAGUGACAGCCUUAUUUCCCAUCAAAGAAUUCAUGCAGGGGAGAAACCAUAGAAAUGCCUGGAGUGUGGAAAAAGCUUCAGCUGGUCUCCCACCUUACUUACCAUCAAAGAAAUAAUGUGGUAGCAAUCAUAGUAAAUACAGCUAACCAGUCUCCAUUCUCUGCUGCAGUCUCCCUGAUAGCAUUUAGCUCAGACACUUCUUAUUGACGGCUGACCUUUCUUUCUGAUGAGGCCACCACUUCAAAUAUGAAAACACUGGCCUACAGUAUCCUAAAUAUUCUCUGUAGACUCCAUUUUAAGAGCUAAUUGUCUCUCUUUUGGUUGUUUUGAUCUAGAUUACCUUUUUCUCUAUUGACUUCACUCUCUCUUUGACGCAAGUUUUCUUCUGGCCAUAUUAUAUUGUGUUUUUUUCUCUUCUUUUUCCUCCUGAAUCCUCAAUCACUUCCUGUAUUAUACAUACUUAGCCUGGUUAUCAUAGAAUCAUAAAAUUGGAAGAGACCACUGGGGGCUCCAGUUCAACUCCCGGCCAUGCAGGAACACACAGUCAAAGUCCUCCUGACAGAUGGCCAUUCAGCUUCUGUUGAAAACCUCCAAAGAAGAAGACUCCACCAUCCGCCGAGGCGGCGGAUUGCAGUGUCAAAUAUCCCUUAGCAUCAGAAUUUUCUACCUAAUGUAUAGGUGGAAUUUCAUUCCUUCACCGUGAAAGCAUUACUCAAUGUCCUAGUCUCUGGAGCAGCAGAAAACAAGCUUGCCCCCAUUUCUACAUGACAUCCCUUCAGAUAUUUAAAUAUGGCUGUCAUGUCCAUCCAUCCCCCCACCCUUAACCUUGUCUUCUUUAAACUUAACAUACCCAUCUCCCUAAGUCUCUUCUCAUAGGGCAUGGAUUCCAGACCUUCUACCAUUUGAUCACCUUCCUCUGGGCCCACUCCAAUAUUUUUCAUGCACUGUGGUGCCCAUAACUGGAUGCAGUAUUGCAGGUGAGCUCUGAGCCAUGCAGAAUAGAGUGGUACUAUUACUUCCCUGAGUUCCAACCCAUAGUAUUGAUCAAAUAAAGUAUUGGAAACUGUCAUCCUUUUAUGCAUUGCCCCCACAUUUCAAUGGGGCUCAUAGAGCAGGGCCUCCUUGAUUAAUUCCACCCUGUUGUGGGACAAAUCCUUUUGUCACCACCGAAUGACAAACUCAUGGGCAGCAAGAUCUGCUCUCCCCCAUCUGAUUCAUUGCAGAGCCUGGCAACUGCAUUUUUCCCAGGGCAGAAAGUUUUUUUUCAGAAUAUCCUCUUUCAAAGCAGACGAAAACUCUAUUAAGUGGCUGAUGAUCGGCCCUGGGUGGAAGAGGUAUUUAUUUGUGAUACGUAUUGGAAAACAGAGCUCCAAAUCCUCCAAUAACCAUUUACUGUUUGGAAUUGAAGUAAAGCGUGAGAAAGAUUCCUGCUUCGGUUAAAAGCAGACCUCCGGGAAGAUGAUUGAGUAGUGAUCUCUACGGGAGGAAGUAGAACAAAUCGAAGUCUUGGAAGUGCCUUCCCAGAGGAGUAGCAACAUGAGAAGAUCCAGAGCGCUGGCAUCACAGCGCUGGGACCCUCGUACCUUCAGGACCGCAUUACCCCAUAGGUCCCAACUCGACCUCUGCGCUCAGCAGAGGCCAAUUUACUGGAGGUCCCCGGCCCCUCAAUGAUGCGGCUGGCCU